Messenger RNA from Ochlerotatus camptorhynchus, 1338 nucleotides. RefSeq names its product beta-1,3-galactosyltransferase 5-like. Gene Ontology annotation, cellular component: Golgi membrane. The coding region runs from base 160 to 1338 and encodes 392 amino acids. Gene Ontology annotation, molecular function: hexosyltransferase activity. The transcript is spliced from 2 exons. The record is from RefSeq and is a predicted model, not a curated record. NCBI's taxonomy places the organism in Eukaryota, Metazoa, Arthropoda, Insecta, Diptera, Culicidae.
GCAAGAAAAAAUUAUCCGCCCACACAAUUUUGUUUCGAGAAUCGUGACAUCGAAUGUCCGUGAUCCCACCACAGUGCCACCUUUAGUAUUAUUGUGCCAAUUAUAAAGUGUAGUAAUGUUUCUUUAAAAGCAAAAAGUGCGCGCGUGCAUUGUGCAACCAUGAGAAAGUUCCACCGAUUUUUGGUUUUCAGCAUAGCUCUGCUGAUCCUGUACCUGCUCUAUCGCUACUCCUUCCAAGUGGACAGCGAUGGAAACUUCCUCUUUUUGAAACCGUUGGAAAGCAGUGGCGGUGGCGACGGAACCGGAUUUCUAACGUUGCUGCAAUCGUCGGAGGUGGAUCAUAAGAAACCGGAUGCCAACCGAUUGGUCAAUUUGACCGACUUUCACUUCCGCAUAGCAAACGACGUUUGCAAGGAAAACGGAAGCUACUCGGAGUUGUUGGGUGUGAUCAUGGUCACGUCGUACGUUGGAAACGAUGCACUGCGGGCAGCGCAUAGGCAAGCCAUUUCGCAGCAGAAACUGAUAUCGAUGGGACUGUUGAGGAUUUUCUCGCUGGGCAGCAUUCCGGAAAAGGAGAGGUUUAUCACGCAGAAAGCGAUUGAAAGCGAACAGGUGCUGUUCGGUGAUUUGAUUCAGGGGAAUUUUCAGGAAGCGUAUCGAAACCUGACGUACAAACACGUGAUGAGCCUCAAGUGGGCAACCGAACAUUGCCCGAGGGCUAGGUUUGUGAUUAAAAUGGAUGAUGAUAUCGUGUUCGAUCCGUUCUUUAUUCAGAACUACCUCUCCGAUGUGGGCCAGAAGAAGGAGCAAGGUGCACUGUUGGCGGGAUUUGCUUUCAGCAACAAGAAGGUUAUCAGGCUGAAAGGCAACAAAUGGUUCGUUUCUAGAGAGGAGUAUCCUCGAGAUGUGUAUCCGCCGUACUUGUCCGGUUGGCUGUACGUCGCCAAUCAGAACACGGCCCGGGAGCUGGUGCUACAAUCGGAAUCGGUUCCAUUCUUCUGGAUCGACGAUACUUACGUCACGGGAAUUCUGGCGGGCCACGCCCGGAUCAAGCCAACGAGUCUGAACAAGUGGUUCAGUGCUAAUUCGGAAUUCCUGGACUGCUGCAUUCGGGAUAUGAAGCGAUUUUCCUACCAGUGCGAUUACUACGUCGGACCGAACGGGGGCAACAGUCGGUUGAUAAUGGAUUUCAUUCAGGAGCUGGAGCGAUGCUACGACAAUGCGUGCUACCAGCGGCCUAGUGGGAAGCCGCUCACCAAGACCUGUGUUGCCGAGUAUAAAAAUACCGUCGGACAGCAGCAGCACGGGACGGCACUGGUCAGCAUGAUGCGGCUUUGA